Molecule: messenger RNA, 685 nt
Organism: Phasianus colchicus (ring-necked pheasant)
Lineage: Eukaryota; Metazoa; Chordata; Aves; Galliformes; Phasianidae
Source: RefSeq, a predicted model, not a curated record
AUGACGCAGCGCCGUGCGUGCGGCGCCCACUUCCGGCCCGCCGCCCGCCGCAGUGACAGGCAGCAGUCAGAGCGCGGCGCGGGCACAGCGGGACCGCCGCCCCCCGCCGCCGCCAUGAACGGCAAAGGGCAGUACCCCACGCAGCCCUCCUACCCCGUGCAGAGCGCUGCCAACCCCCCCGUGUACCCACAGACUGUGCCCCUCCCGCAGCCCCCGCCGUACACCGACGCUCCUCCUGCGUACUCCGAGCUCUACCGUCCCAGCUUCGUCCCUCUGGGGGCUGCCACUGUCCCCACCAUGUCGGCAGCGUAUCCAGGUGCAUCUGUCUUCCUGCCCGUGGCCCAAUCCGUGGCCGUGGGGCCCAUCGGUUCCUCCGUCCCCAUGGCGUAUUACCCCGUGGGACCCGUCUAUCCGCCGGGCUCCACCGUGCUGGUGGAAGGUGGCUUUGAUGCUGGAGCGAGGUUUGGGGCUGGAGGCACCGCCAGCAUCCCUGUGAGUACAGACUGACCCCAAAACCCCGCGGGGAGGAGACGUGCCUUGAUUUCUGACCUGGGAGGCGGGAGGGUGGGGGGCACAAAACUGCAGCUGCGGGCUGACUGUACCCUCGGCUGCAUCAACAGACUGGGGGCAAUGGGGCAGGGAGGGGGUCGUCCCCCUCUGCAGUGGGGCAGGGAGGGGGGGCGUG